AUGCCGCCCACGUCCUCCGAAAAGCCCCCUCAAAUCACCCUUGUGCAUUGGGUGUGCUGGUUUUCAUCUGUCGUUUUAGGGGCCCCAGGGCCUACUCAAAGGGAAUUGAAAGACGGCAGCAUCAGCCCCUCCGACUUCCAGGCCUGCCUGGACAGCUGGCUGUGUGAAAGCCUCCUGGUGCCUGGCGGGGCCCACAGCCUCCAGAUCCACCUCCUGCAGGACGAGCCCUCCGGUGACGGCGUCCUGCUGGACCCCAGCCCGCAGCCGCCUGCUCUUCACCCCUUCCUCACGGUGGACCUGCCCGUCUGCGCCCCCCAGGAGACACCGCCCGCAGCAGCCGGAGGUGUCCCCGCCGCCACCGUCAACCCAUGGGACCUGCAGCAGUGGCAGCCCCCUGCGGGGCCGACCGGAGGCCACCUUCCAGGCCCAGCUUCCCCCGAGACUCGGAUGACCGUGGGCUUUGGGCCCGGGGAGGCCCCCGCUGGCUUCUGCUCCGGAGACCAGCCUAGUGCUGUAGAGAUGUUCGGGCACCUUUACUGAAAACGCUUCCCUCCGUCGCACUCGGAAGCCACUUGGGGCGUGACGACGGGUUUCGGGAGGCCGGGCUCGCCCCCCUGCCGCGAGGCUGUGCCGGCCGCAGCCCUCAUCCCGUGUCCCGCUGGAUCAGAGUGUAGCACUUGUCGCAUUAAGAAAGGAAAAAGACUUUCCGCUCCCCGCUCACGUAGAGCUUCCUGCGUCGCGAGACCAGGUGGGGUCUUUGAGCUUCAGCCUGAGAGACUGGAACUGCCCCCUCGCCCCCGAGAGCCGGCCUGUCGGGGCCGCUCCCCGGCACCUGGGGCGCCGUGUGGGGUCUGCCACGCUGGAGCCAGGUUCCAGUCCCCGCCGCCGCCGGGCAGCCGGUUUUGGAGGGAGGGGAUGGGCGAGGGGCCCCCUCCUCGACCACACCCGCCGCUCAGAGUGCGGGUGGCAGAGUUAAAACUUCUAAGAUUAUUUUUAAAAAUCCUGUAUUUCGGUACGAGUGUUAAAUAGCGAUUUGACAACGGU
Propithecus coquereli (Coquerel's sifaka) is the source of this 1044-nucleotide messenger RNA. RefSeq names its product zinc finger protein ZXDC-like. The coding region runs from base 1 to 540 and encodes 179 amino acids. The transcript is spliced from 4 exons. The record is from RefSeq and is a predicted model, not a curated record. NCBI's taxonomy places the organism in Eukaryota, Metazoa, Chordata, Mammalia, Primates, Indriidae.